GAUGCUGGGGCUGCGAGGCGCCGGCCGGGGGGCGGGGGCCGCGGCGGGGAUAACGGAACCGGCGGAGGCGGCGCGGCGGCGCGGCGCGGCUCCUCAGCAGCGGGGCGGAUGGCGAGCGACAAGCCGGGCCCGGGGCUCGAGCCGCAGCCCGCCGCGCUCCUGGCCGUCGGGGCCGGCGGUGCUGCAGGCGGCGGCGGUGGCAUGGGGGAGCCGCGGGGCUCGGCCGGCUCCGGGGCCGGCCCGGUGGUGCUGCCCGCGGGGAUGAUCAACCCUUCGGUGCCGAUCCGCAACAUCCGGAUGAAAUUCGCCGUGCUGAUCGGACUCAUACAGGUCGGCGAGGUCAGCAACAGGGACAUCGUGGAGACCGUGCUCAAUCUGCUGGUUGGUGGGGAAUUUGACUUGGAGAUGAACUUUAUUAUCCAGGAUGCUGAGAGCAUAACAUGUAUGACAGAGCUUUUGGAACACUGUGAUGUAACAUGUCAAGCAGAAAUAUGGAGCAUGUUUACAGCCAUCCUGCGAAAAAGUGUUCGGAAUUUACAGACCAGCACAGAAGUGGGGCUAAUUGAGCAAGUAUUGCUGAAAAUGAGUGCUGUAGAUGACAUGAUAGCAGAUCUUCUAGUUGAUAUGCUGGGGGUUCUUGCAAGCUACAGCAUCACUGUCAAGGAGCUGAAGCUUUUAUUCAGCAUGCUUCGAGGAGAAAGUGGAAUCUGGCCAAGGCAUGCAGUAAAAUUAUUGUCAGUUCUUAAUCAGAUGCCUCAAAGACACGGUCCUGAUACAUUUUUCAAUUUCCCUGGGUGUAGUGCUGCGGCAAUUGCAUUGCCUCCUAUUGCAAAGUGGCCUUAUCAGAAUGGCUUCACCCUCAACACUUGGUUUCGUAUGGAUCCAUUAAAUAACAUUAAUGUUGAUAAGGAUAAACCUUAUCUUUAUUGUUUUCGUACUAGCAAAGGAGUUGGUUACUCUGCUCAUUUUGUUGGCAACUGUUUGAUAGUCACAUCUCUGAAGUCCAAAGGAAAAGGUUUCCAGCACUGUGUGAAGUAUGAUUUCCAACCACGCAAGUGGUACAUGAUCAGCAUCGUCCACAUCUACAAUCGAUGGAGGAACAGUGAGAUCCGCUGUUAUGUCAAUGGCCAGCUGGUAUCCUAUGGUGACAUGGCUUGGCAUGUUAACACAAAUGAUAGCUAUGACAAGUGCUUUCUUGGAUCUUCAGAAACUGCUGAUGCCAACAGGGUAUUCUGUGGCCAGCUUGGGGCUGUGUAUGUGUUCAGUGAAGCUCUUAACCCAGCACAGAUAUUUGCAGUUCAUCAGCUAGGACCUGGUUAUAAGAGUACCUUCAAAUUUAAAUCUGAGAGUGAUAUUCAUUUGGCAGAACAUCACAAACAGGUUCUAUAUGAUGGGAAACUUGCAAGUAGUAUCGCCUUCUCAUACAAUGCCAAGGCCACUGAUGCUCAGCUUUGCCUGGAGUCCUCACCAAAAGAAAAUGCAUCCAUAUUUGUGCAUUCCCCACAUGCACUGAUGCUCCAGGAUGUGAAAGCUAUAGUAACACAUUCAAUUCAUAGUGCAAUUCAUUCAAUUGGAGGGAUUCAAGUACUUUUCCCACUUUUUGCCCAACUGGACAAUCGACAACUCAAUGACAGUCAAGUGGAAACAACUGUCUGUGCUACUCUUUUGGCAUUCCUCGUUGAACUACUUAAAAGUUCAGUAGCCAUGCAAGAACAGAUGCUGGGUGGAAAAGGCUUUUUAGUCAUCGGCUACUUACUUGAAAAGUCAUCAAGAGUUCACAUAACUAGAGCUGUCUUGGAGCAGUUUUUAUCAUUUGCAAAGUACCUUGAUGGCUUAUCUCAUGGAGCACCAUUACUGAAGCAGCUAUGUGACCACAUUUUAUUCAACCCUGCCAUCUGGAUACACACACCUGCAAAGGUUCAACUUUCCCUAUAUACGUACUUGUCUGCUGAGUUUAUUGGAACUGCUACCAUCUAUACCACUAUACGGAGAGUGGGAACAGUCUUGCAGCUGAUGCACACAUUAAAAUAUUACUACUGGGUCAUUAACCCUGCUGACAGCAGUGGCAUCACGCCUAAAGGGUUAGAUGGUCCCCGGCCAUCACAGAAAGAGAUCGUAUCACUUCGGGCUUUUAUGUUGCUUUUUCUGAAACAGCUCAUAUUAAAGGAUCGAGGCGUGAAAGAAGAUGAACUUCAGAGCAUAUUAAAUUAUUUACUUACAAUGCAUGAGGAUGAAAAUAUCCAUGAUGUAUUACAGUUAUUAGUGGCCCUAAUGUCAGAACACCCAGCCUCAAUGAUACCAGCAUUUGAUCAAAGAAAUGGAAUAAGGGUGAUCUACAAAUUAUUGGCCUCUAAAAGUGAAAGUAUCUGGGUCCAAGCGCUGAAAGUUCUGGGAUAUUUUUUGAAGCAUUUAGGUCAUAAGCGAAAAGUUGAAAUUAUGCAUACUCAUAGUCUCUUCACUCUUCUUGGAGAAAGGUUGAUGCUGCAUACAAACACUGUGACUGUCACUACAUACAACACACUUUAUGAGAUCUUGACAGAGCAAGUGUGUACACAAGUUGUGCAUAAACCCCACCCCGAGCCGGACUCCACAGUGAAAAUUCAGAACCCAAUGAUUCUUAAAGUGGUGGCAACUUUGUUAAAAAACUCAACACCGAGCGCAGAAUUGAUGGAAGUCCGUCGGUUGUUUUUAUCUGACAUGAUUAAGCUUUUCAGUAACAGCCGUGAAAAUAGAAGAUGCUUACUGCAAUGUUCAGUGUGGCAGGAUUGGAUGUUUUCUCUUGGGUAUAUCAAUCCGAAAACUUCUGAGGAACAGAAGAUUACUGAGAUGGUCUACAACAUUUUCCGGAUUCUUUUGUAUCAUGCAAUAAAAUAUGAAUGGGGAGGCUGGAGAGUCUGGGUGGACACACUCUCAAUAGCUCAUUCCAAGGUUACUUAUGAAGCACACAAAGAAUAUCUGGCCAAAAUGUAUGAGGAGUAUCAGCGACAGGAGGAGGAGAACAUUAAGAAGGGGAAGAAGGGAAAUGUGAGCACCAUCUCUGGUCUUUCAUCACAGACGACAGGAGCAAAAGGAGGAAUGGAGAUCCGGGAAAUAGAAGACCUUUCCCAAAGCCAGAGUCCAGAGAGUGAGACAGACUACCCAGUGAGCACAGACACACGAGACUUGCUCAUGUCAACCAAAGUAUCGGAUGAUAUUCUCGGAAGUUCAGACAGACCUGGCAGUGGCGUGCAUGUAGAAGUACAUGAUCUUCUAGUUGAUAUAAAAGCAGAGAAAGUGGAAGCAACGGAAGUAAAGCUUGAUGACAUGGAUUUAUCACCAGAGACCUUGGUGGGUGGAGAGAAUGGUGCCCUCGUGGAGGUGGAGUCCUUGUUGGAUAAUGUGUACAGUGCUGCUGUUGAGAAACUCCAGAAUAAUGUGCAUGGAAGUGUGGGUAUCAUUAAAAAAAAUGAAGAGAAGGACAAUGGCCCAUUGAUCACACUAGCAGAUGAAAAGGAGGAGCUUCCAAACAGUAGCACAUCCUUCCUCUUUGAUAAAAUGCCCAAACAGGAAGAGAAACUACUUCCGGAACUUUCUAGCAAUCACAUCAUCCCAAAUAUUCAAGACGCCCAAGUACAUCUUGGUGUCAGUGAUGAUCUUGGACUGCUUGCUCACAUGACUGCGAGUGUAGACUUAACUUGCACAUCAAGUAUAAUGGAAGAGAAAGACUUCAGAAUUCAUACGACUUCAGAUGGAGUGAGCAGUGUCUCUGAAAGAGAGUUAGCAUCAUCAACUAAGGGGCUAGACUAUGCUGAAGUGACUGCUACGACCUUGGAAACAGAGUCUUCCAAUAGCAAGAUUGUCCCAAAUAUUGAUGCAGGAAGUAUAAUUUCAGACACUGAGCGAUCUGAUGAUGGCAAAGAAUCAGGAAAGGAAAUCCGAAAAAUCCAGACCACUGCUACAACACAAGCUGUUCAGGGCCGGUCUCUUACCCAACAAGAUCGAGAUCUCAGAGUUGAUUUAGGAUUUCGAGGAAUGCCAAUGACUGAGGAACAGCGGCGCCAGUUCAGCCCUGGUCCCCGGACUACCAUGUUCCGGAUUCCUGAGUUUAAGUGGUCUCCAAUGCACCAGCGCCUUCUCACUGACCUGCUGUUUGCGUUAGAGACAGAUGUGCAUGUGUGGAGAAGCCAUUCUACAAAGUCUGUAAUGGAUUUUGUCAACAGCAAUGAAAACAUUAUUUUUGUACAUAACACAAUUCACCUCAUUUCCCAGAUGGUAGACAACAUUAUCAUUGCCUGUGGAGGAAUUUUACCUUUGCUCUCUGCAGCAACUUCGCCAACUACGGAAUUGGAAAACAUUGAAGUGACACAGGGCAUGUCAGCAGAGACAGCAGUGACGUUUCUCAGCCGACUCAUGGCUAUGGUUGAUGUCCUUGUGUUUGCCAGCUCGCUAAACUUUAGUGAGAUUGAAGCUGAAAAAAAUAUGUCUUCUGGAGGGCUAAUGAGACAGUGCCUAAGGCUAGUUUGUUGUGUAGCUGUGAGAAACUGUUUAGAAUGUCGACAGAGACAGAGAGACAGGGGAAACAAAUCUUCCCAUGGAAGCAGUAAACCUCAGGAAGCUCCACAAAGUGCGAGUGCCACAGCAGCAUCCAAGACUCCCUUAGAAAAUGUCCCAGGUAACCUUUCUCCUAUCAAGGAUCCUGACAGACUUCUUCAGGAUGUUGAUAUCAAUCGCCUUCGUGCUGUUGUCUUUCGAGAUGUGGAUGAUAGCAAGCAGGCACAGUUCUUAGCUCUGGCUGUUGUGUACUUCAUCUCUGUUCUGAUGGUGUCUAAGUAUCGGGACAUACUAGAACCCCAGAGAGAGACUGCAAGAUCUGGGAGCCAGCCGGGUAGAAACAUCAGACAAGAAAUAAAUUCACCAACAAGUACAGUUGUGGUAAUACCGUCUAUCCCUCAUCCAAGUCUGAACCAUGGACUUCUUGCCAAGCUGAUGCCUGAGCAGAGUUUUGCCCAUUCAUUUUACAAAGAAACACCUGCUACAUUUCCAGACACUGUAAAGGAGAAGGAAACACCAGCCCCUGGUGAAGAUAUUCAGCUGGAGAGUUCAGUUCCUCACACAGAUUCUGGAAUGGUAGAAGAGCAAGUAGCUAGCAUCCUGGAUGGGGCAGAGCUAGAGACUGCUGCAGGUCCUGAUGCAAUGAGUGAACUUUUAUCCACUUUGUCAUCUGAAGUAAAGAAGUCACAGGAGAGCUUGACUGAGCAUCCCAGUGAAAUCCUGAAACCUGCGCCAUCCAUAUCUAGCAUUAGUCAAACCAAAGGCAUUAAUGUCAAGGAGAUACUGAAAAGUCUUGUGGCUGCUCCGGUUGAGAUUGCCGAAUGUGGCCCUGAGCCUAUUCCAUACCCGGACCCAGCACUGAAGAGAGAAGCGCAAGCUAUUCUUCCGAUGCAGUUUCAUUCCUUUGACAGGAGUGUGGUGGUGCCUGUCAAGAAGCCACCACCAGGCAGUCUAGCUGUCACCACUGUGGGAGCCACUGCUGCGGGAAGUGGGCUGCCAACAGGCAGUACCUCAAGUAUAUUUGCUGCCCCUGGAGCUACACCAAAAAGUAUGAUUAACACGACAGGUGCUGUGGAUUCAGGGUCCUCCUCCUCUUCCUCCUCUUCUAGUUUUGUGAAUGGUGCUACCAGCAAAAAUCUUCCAGCUGUACAAACCGUAGCCCCAAUGCCAGAAGAUUCAGCUGAGAACAUGAGCAUCACUGCAAAACUUGAAAGAGCUUUAGAAAAAGUUGCUCCUCUUCUUCGAGAAAUUUUUGUAGACUUUGCCCCAUUCCUAUCUCGUACACUUCUGGGCAGUCAUGGACAAGAGCUAUUGAUAGAAGGCCUUGUUUGUAUGAAGUCCAGCACAUCUGUGGUGGAGCUCGUCAUGCUGCUUUGCUCUCAGGAGUGGCAGAAUUCUAUCCAGAAGAAUGCAGGCCUUGCAUUUAUUGAACUCAUCAAUGAAGGAAGAUUGUUGUGCCAUGCUAUGAAGGACCACAUAGUCCGUGUUGCAAAUGAAGCUGAGUUCAUCUUGAACAGACAGAGAGCAGAGGAUGUACAUAAGCAUGCAGAGUUUGAGUCACAGUGCGCACAAUAUGCUGCCGACAGGAGGGAGGAGGAGAAGAUGUGUGACCACCUCAUCAGUGCUGCCAAGCACCGUGACCAUGUGACAGCCAACCAGCUCAAGCAGAAGAUUCUCAACAUCCUAACCAACAAGCAUGGUGCCUGGGGGGCCGUGUCACACAGUCAAUUGCAUGAUUUCUGGCGCCUGGAUUACUGGGAGGAUGAUCUUCGCCGAAGGAGAAGAUUUGUUCGAAAUGCCUUUGGCUCCACACAUGCUGAAGCCCUGCUCAAAUCUGCAGUAGAGUAUGGCACUGAAGAAGAUGUAGUGAAGUCCAAGAAAGCAUUCAGGAGCCAAGCAAUCGUGAACCAGAACUCAGAGACUGAGCUAAUGUUGGAAGGAGAUGAUGAUGCGGUCAGCCUGCUCCAGGAGAAAGAAAUUGACAACCUUGCAGGCCCUGUGGUUCUCAGCACCCCUGCCCAGCUCAUUGCUCCUGUGGUGGUGGCCAAGGGAACUCUCUCCAUCACCACAACAGAAAUCUACUUCGAGGUAGAUGAGGAUGAUGCUGCCUUCAAGAAGAUCGACACAAAAGUUCUUGCAUACACUGAGGGACUUCAUGGGAAGUGGAUGUUCAGUGAGAUCCGAGCUGUGUUUUCGAGACGCUACCUUCUGCAGAACACAGCGCUGGAAGUGUUCAUGGCAAACCGAACCUCUGUGAUGUUUAAUUUUCCUGACCAAGCAACAGUUAAAAAAGUUGUCUACAGUUUGCCUCGGGUUGGAGUGGGGACCAGCUAUGGUUUGCCACAAGCCAGGAGGAUAUCACUAGCCACUCCUCGGCAGCUGUAUAAGUCUUCCAACAUGACUCAACGCUGGCAGAGAAGGGAAAUCUCCAACUUUGAGUAUUUGAUGUUUCUCAACACCAUAGCAGGACGGACAUACAAUGAUCUGAACCAAUAUCCUGUGUUUCCAUGGGUGUUAACAAACUAUGAAUCAGAGGAACUGGACCUGACUCUUCCAGGAAACUUCAGGGAUCUGUCAAAGCCAAUUGGUGCUUUGAACCCAAAGAGAGCAGUGUUUUACGCAGAGCGCUAUGAGACAUGGGAAGACGAUCAAAGCCCGCCCUACCACUAUAAUACACAUUACUCAACAGCGACGUCUGCGCUAUCGUGGCUCGUUCGAAUUGAGCCAUUCACAACCUUCUUCCUCAAUGCGAAUGAUGGGAAGUUUGACCAUCCAGACCGAACCUUCUCAUCCAUUUCCAGAUCAUGGAGAACCAGUCAGAGAGAUACCUCCGAUGUCAAGGAACUAAUUCCGGAGUUCUACUACCUACCAGAGAUGUUUGUCAACAGUAAUGGGUACCAGCUGGGUGUCAGGGAGGACGAAGUGGUUGUUAAUGACGUGGACCUUCCUCCCUGGGCCAAGAAGCCAGAAGACUUCGUGCGGAUCAACAGGAUGGCCCUGGAAAGUGAAUUUGUUUCUUGCCAACUCCAUCAGUGGAUCGACCUCAUAUUUGGCUACAAACAGCGAGGGCCAGAGGCAGUUCGUGCUCUGAAUGUUUUCCACUACUUGACCUACGAAGGCUCAGUGAACCUGGACAGCAUCACAGACCCUGUGCUCCGAGAGGCCAUGGAAGCACAGAUACGGAACUUGGGACAGACGCCAUCUCAGCUGCUCAUUGAGCCCCAUCCGCCUAGGAGCUCGGCCAUGCACCUGUGUUUCCUUCCACAGAGCCCACUCAUGUUUAAGGAUCAGAUGCAGCAGGAUGUGAUAAUGGUGCUGAAGUUUCCAUCCAAUUCUCCUGUGACCCACGUGGCUGCCAACACCCUGCCCCACCUGACCAUCCCUGCAGUGGUGACUGUGACCUGCAGUCGACUGUUUGCAGUGAACAGGUGGCACAAUACAGUUGGCCUCAGAGGAGCCCCAGGGUACUCCUUGGAUCAAGCACAUCAUCUUCCCAUUGAGAUGGACCCAUUAAUUGCAAAUAAUUCUGGUGUGAACAAGCGGCAGAUCACAGACCUCGUGGACCAGAGCAUCCAGAUCAACGCCCACUGCUUUGUGGUCACAGCAGAUAAUCGCUACAUCCUCAUCUGUGGAUUUUGGGAUAAGAGUUUCAGAGUUUACUCUACAGAAACAGGGAAACUGACGCAGAUUGUAUUUGGCCAUUGGGAUGUGGUCACAUGCCUGGCCAGGUCCGAGUCCUAUAUCGGUGGAGACUGCUACAUUGUGUCUGGAUCUCGGGACGCCACCUUGCUUCUCUGGUACUGGAGUGGGAGGCACCAUAUUAUAGGAGACAACCCCAACAGCAGUGACUAUCCUGCGCCCAGAGCUGUCCUCACAGGCCAUGACCAUGAAGUUGUCUGUGUCUCCGUCUGCGCAGAACUCGGACUCGUUAUCAGUGGUGCUAAAGAGGGCCCUUGCCUUGUCCAUACCAUCACUGGAGACCUGCUGAGGGCCCUGGAAGGACCAGAAAACUGCUUGUUUCCACGCCUAAUUUCUGUAUCCAGUGAAGGCCACUGCAUCAUAUACUAUGAGCGAGGACGGUUCAGCAACUUCAGUAUCAAUGGGAAACUUUUGGCUCAAAUGGAGAUCAAUGACUCCACUAGGGCUAUUCUCCUGAGCAGUGAUGGACAGAACCUGGUGACUGGAGGGGACAAUGGUGUGGUGGAGGUCUGGCAGGCCUGUGAUUUCAAGCAGCUGUACAUUUACCCCGGAUGUGAUGCUGGCAUUAGAGCCAUGGAUUUAUCCCAUGACCAAAGGACUCUGAUCACUGGCAUGGCUUCCGGAAGCAUUGUAGCUUUUAAUAUAGAUUUUAAUCGGUGGCAUUAUGAGCAUCAGAACAGGUACUGAAGAGAAGCAGCGGAAGCCACGUUCAAGUGGGAGCACACGUGGAAAGGCAGUAUCUCUGGUGGGGACACUCGUCCAUAUCGGCUUCUGUACACCCAUCCCACCCAGCAGUUGCCGAACAUCAUAGUUGGGAGCCAUUUCACCCUGUUUUUCCAGGACUGAACACCAGCUGCUGUCAAGCAAGCUUAUAUCAUGUAAAUUAUCUGAAUUAGGAGACGUUUUGGUAAUUAUUUCAUAUAUCGCCGUUUAUUGAGAAAAGGUUGUAGGAAGCCUCACAAGAGACUUUUGACAAUUCUGAGGAACCUUGUGCCCAGUUGUUACAAAGUUUAAGCUUUGAACCUAACCUGCAUCCCAUUUACAGCCUCUUUUCAAGCUGAGAAAACAAAACCCACGUUUGAUACUUUGUACAUCAUAUGCAUCUUAUUUAAAGGGAUACUUUUGUAAAAGUGAAACCUUGUAUAAAGAAAGAGCAGCCUUUGUUAAUUUACUGUGGAGUUACAACCUGCAUGCUCCCUACUCCCCACGUCUCGAUGGAACGGGUGCAGUCAAGCUAGGAAACGGAAAGAACACAGCUUGUUCAAAAGGGUUGAAUUUGGGCUCAAUCCAUAAUUUUGUUGACAUUUUCACUAAAAUAUGGUUUGCACUUUUUAAUCUAAAUUCAUCCCUUCUAAGUGAAGUUUGCUCAUAUAGCAUUUGGAUACUAAGCCAUUAUUUACCACUGUUGGUGUUUUUUACAAAGAAAAUUCAGCCCUGCCCUUUAGGACCUGAAGAUGCAAUAGAAGGGGAGCCUGGGCAUGAGGGCCUGGUUUCUACUGUGUGUACGUGGGAGUCAUGAUCAUUAGCCCCAGGGCAUCGACUUCCCAGCAUCUGGACAUCUCUCCCUGGUGUCAGCCUGCUGGUUCCAUGUCUACGUAUAGGGAGGAUCAGGAUGCUAAAGUUUUCUUCCCUUUGCUUCUCAAACAGCAUAGUUCAAUGAUGAGUCAGACUUUAUUACAAAAAUAACAAACUUACCCCUUUUGUUUCUUGUGAGUUUCCCACCUAAAGCCACAUUCCUGGCCUAAGGCAUCUUAUCUUUUCCAGUAUCAAAUGAUGGCUCUCAAAUUAUUUUUCCAUCCAUUGUCCCGAUCCAGCUAUCACCCAGGGGUCUAUACAUUUUCUUCAUGUUUCUUCUUUGUAUAUUUGGUGACUGUAUUGUCAUAGGUGUACAUAUCGUGUCGGUAGGGCUAUGAGGCAUGUUACAGGAAUGUAAUUUUCUCAGAAUUUACACUCAUUUGCAGUCAUUUAUUUCAAAAGAUAAAACAGGAUAAUGGGUUCUUUGUAUUGGCACUUUGCACCAGAAACAUAUCAUUAUUUAUUGCUGUGAUUACUUAUUUGUCAUCCACCUUGUACUAGAAAGUUUUAGCACUGAAUUAUUCCUUCUUCAUUGUUGUUUGUAUUUAUGAAAUUCGGAAAUUAUGGGGAAUCAGUGUACUGAUUACGUUAUUCAUCACCAGGCUGUGAGCAAUAUCUUGAGUUUGUAGCUUAGAAUUGGGAAGGCACUGAACAUCUGGAAGACAAGGUCAUUUCAUCUUGAGAUCAUGGUGAAAUAUUUUGGAUAUAUAAAUUCCUUAAGCUAUUGUAACCAUGUUUUAUUGCAAAGAUGUAAAAUAUGCCAGAUGUGUGUGAGUUGGAAAUCAAAAAAAUGAAAAAUAAAAUAUGCAAAGAAUUCA
Molecule: messenger RNA, 10622 nt
Organism: Meriones unguiculatus (Mongolian gerbil)
Lineage: Eukaryota; Metazoa; Chordata; Mammalia; Rodentia; Muridae
Gene: Nbea
Product: neurobeachin
Exons: 57
Coding region: 109-8916 (2935 amino acids)
Biological process (GO): intracellular protein localization
Cellular component (GO): membrane; cytosol
Molecular function (GO): protein kinase binding
Source: RefSeq, a predicted model, not a curated record